AUGCUCUACGACGAAAUGUGCGAGGAUGUUCUUGGAUUCGCGAAUGGGCUGGGGGCUGAAAAACUUUCAUUGAUUGGUCAUUCUAUGGGAGGAAAAGUUGCCAUGAACAUGGCGCUCAAAUAUCCAGACAAACUGGCUAGUCUGGUUGUUGUUGACAUUGCACCUGUGGAGUAUUCCUCUUCCUCCAUGCAUCUUUCCAUCCUGGAUGCAAUGGCCAAUCUAGAUCUCAAUUCAAUCACCUCUGUCGCUCAAGCUCGUGAUUUGCUAUCGAAGGAGAUUCCUGAUCAGGAAACUAGGGAGUUUAUCUUGACAAAUUUAACUCAAGUUCAAGAGACCAAAAAGUUCAAGUGGAAGGUGAACGUGCAAUCUAUUCGCGAAGGAGUGAAGAAUGGAGAGCUGAAGAAGUUCAACGUUGAUUCAAACUUGACUUACGACGGUCCAACGCUUUUUGUGAGAGGAGGCAGAUCAAAAUACGUGCAAGAUGUUCACUUCGACACCAUUCGUCGGUUCUUUCCUAACUCACGAGUUGAGACUGUUGAGAAUGCUGGGCAUUGGAUUCAUCAUGAGUCUCCGGAGGAACUGAACCGAAUCCUCAACGAUUGGUUCCAAGAGAUCGCUCCACAAGAAAAGACGACCUAG
Messenger RNA from Guillardia theta CCMP2712, 639 nucleotides. RefSeq lists its product as hypothetical. The coding region runs from base 1 to 639 and encodes 212 amino acids. Gene Ontology annotation, molecular function: catalytic activity. Lineage: Eukaryota; Cryptophyceae; Pyrenomonadales; Geminigeraceae. The transcript has 9 exons. The record is from RefSeq and is a predicted model, not a curated record.